This is a messenger RNA of Syngnathoides biaculeatus (alligator pipefish), 3753 nucleotides long. Its product is annotated as artemin-like. Bases 701 to 1588 code for a protein of 295 amino acids. The transcript is spliced from 6 exons. NCBI's taxonomy places the organism in Eukaryota, Metazoa, Chordata, Actinopteri, Syngnathiformes, Syngnathidae. Gene Ontology annotation, molecular function: receptor tyrosine kinase binding; growth factor activity; glial cell-derived neurotrophic factor receptor binding. The record is from RefSeq and is a predicted model, not a curated record.
AUGGUGGUGCACCUGUGACCCAAUGCAGUUGAUCAAUCUCAGAACCGCCAUCAAUGUGAGGCCAGGACAUCACUUACCCAACUGAUAGAACCGAUUCAAUAUUUGCUGAAAUUGUGAUCCAAUAUUGGUGCUCCCGGUGCUGCAAAGUCUCUUUGCGGCGCGCUCCCUUUUACGCACGGCCAACAGCACCGCGGGCCAUCGGAGGAAGACUGCGCCGCGCUUCGGCUCACUUCACCGUGCGGGGCGCGUAAACGCAGACGCCCAACAUUUGGAUACACUCCUGGAGAGGGAGGGGAAAAGGCUUGUCAAGAUCCCUAAACCGGAUCGCUAGUGCGUAAACCAGUUUUCACAUUUUGGAAGCUUUCGACUGAACUUCAAGAAGAAGACGCGUCUACUCGCUGGAAGUUUUGUGUGCCUUGUGAGACUUUUUUCAUCCCCCCCCCCCCCCCCCACCCGCUCAGCCAUUAAAGCAUCCACGCUGACUGGAGGCAGGACCGAACAGGGGGCUGAGAUCGCGCGAGGCCAAGAGGGUGGCGAGGGAAGGCCGAGGCUGGACUCAGCCCCAGAACGAGGUCUCGUAGCAGGAGGAGGAGGCUCCUCCGGCCGGCCCCACGCAGAUGGAUUCUUCGCGUCCGCUCCACCAUCAGAGGAGACGGCCAUCUCGGAGCUCCCGCGUGCUGUGACGACGACGCGUUAAAACAUGACACGCUGCGGUGGACGCACAAGUGGAUCGGUGACCCGGCGGGGGGCACGGAGCGCCCCCGAGCCCCUGCGCGCCCGCCUCUGCACGUCGCCCGGUGGGAACCGAUGUAGGAAUCGGAGGAAGGAGAGACCGGAGGCGACCUCUGUGAUGUCGGCAAAGGUGCUGCUAUGGGUGCUCCUGUUUUUGCUGCCUCUGGUCGACGGAGCUGGCAUUAAAGCCGGUGUUGCCGGUGGACAAGUGGACUCGGGUCACAUGACGGGCCUGCUGGGAGGCCGGGAGAAGCGACAACUUCAUGUGAUGCCGCCAGAAGUGACGGAGGACGAGGGGCCGGAAGGCGGCAACGACCCGUACUCUCCGUGGCAUCCUCUGUAUGACCCUUUGGUCAUCAAUGAAGCAGACGAUCAUCCAAGCACUCGCUGGGGGGGCCGCACGUCACGUUCCUCGGACCCCUCCGAGCCGCAACCGAAAGGCUUGACUAAAAGAAAGAGGAAGAGGAAGAGGAAAGAAAAGGACGAAGCCGAGGACUCGGGGAAGGGAGACGGAAAAGGCCGCGGUAAAAACAAGCGACCGAAGCAGAGUAGGCGGGACUGCCGCAUAGAGAAGCGGGAGAUGAAAGUCCGCGAUCUGGGACUGGGCUUUGACUCGGACGAGAUCGUCCUCUUCAAAUUUUGCGUGGGCUCCUGCCAGUCUUCCAGGACUAACUACGACCUGGCGCUGAAAGCUCUGAUGCAGAACGACUCGCUCCCGCGACGCACCGCCCGCAAGGUCAGCAACCACCCGUGUUGCCGGCCCGACCGCUACGAGCCCGUGUCCUUCAUGGACGCUCAGACCACCUGGAGGACCAUCCAGUCCUUAUCUGCUGCCAGCUGCAUUUGUAUGGGCUGAAGGAGGUGACAGCUAUCUUGAGAAAUGUAGCGAAGACAGAUGACGGAGGAAGUGAUGGAGGCCGCUUCCUGCUUUCAUUUUUUUCUGUCGCAGAGGACAAGAUUUGGGUGCAGCUAACGACUAGGCCAUUGUUUCUCAAACUUUAUUGAGCCUCGGCGCAUAUUUUACAUGAGAAAAAUUCUCACAGCACGCCUCCUAACUAAAAUGUAACCAAAAGUGGAUACGCAGGUUAGUAGUAUAAAGUCUGCCAUCUAGUGGAAGAGCAUUUCAUUGUCCUGCCUGUCAUGAUAUGCCGCUGGCAUAGACAGUUCACCAAAAAUAGAUUAAUAUUACCGUCACUAAAUCAAUUACGGAUAAGCUAAAUGGAAAAAGAUCAUUUCUUGCGGCAGCCUGACGAGCGCUCACGACACACUGGUUGGGAAUCACUGGCCUGGGGGCAAAGGUCAUAAUCAGAGUUUAGGAAAAGGCUUCCUAUAAAGCUGUUUGCGCCUUUUAUUCCAUUUUCUUGAUAUCCAUCUUAAAAUACAUGUACUAGUACUCUGUGUCUUUGCUGGUAAGACAUUUCAUCAUACUAGUAGGACGACUACAACUACUGUACUGCAUUUUUCAUUCCUGCACUCAUGACUGCACACUAGUAGGAAGUUUGCACAUUACUAGUAAGGCAAAAGUCUUCACUAGUCGAAAUCUACGUACUAGUAGUUGCAAUAAAUGCUCAAACAGCUUUCCGUAAAGCCGUUCGAGUAUUUAUUCAAUGUUCUUGAUAACCAUGUACUCCAUUUGAUCCAUGUAGUCGUAUGCUCUUUGUCUUCGCAUAUUAGGAAGUAAAAAAAAAAGUUACUAGUAACACACAGUCAAUCAACUAGCAUGGUGAACUGUCUUACUUGUUUAAGGGUGUCAAACCUAUUGUAAUUCCGAUAUAAAAGGGGCAGGACCACUGAAAUAUCAUCAUACCUGAUACAAUAAUAGAAAAUAAUAAUGUGUUUUCCCCUUUGUUUGAAUGCAAAACAAAUCAAUUACAUUUGGAAAAUCUUUAGUGAAUUUGUUUUCAUAAUUUUACAAAACAAACUUACGUACAAUGUGUGCAUAAUAACUGAUCAAGGUGAUUGUACUUUAAGGCCCGAAACUUUAAGUCAUGGGUAUUUGGAACUGAAAAAUAUAGCAUUACAUUUUUAAAAUGUAAUCAACUAAUGAAGACCUAGGAAUUCUCAUGAACGUAGUAAUUGUCAAAAUUAUCCGCCGUCCCCGCAACCACAAUGUUUUGUUUAUUUUUUUUCACUUUCAAAUACAUCCUACGGGCCAGACAUUAACACCAAGCAGGCCAGUUUGGGACCACGAGCUUUAUUUUUGACACCCUUGCCCUAGUGAGAGCAAUAGAACAUUGUAGUACACGGACCUUCAGCUGGAUAUCAAGUAUAACGAAUAAAUGCUCCAACAGCUUUCCACAGGAGGCCAUCGAGGAGCCAACCAUAUGGAUUUCUUGUUACGAGACAACUUUUUUUUUUCGUCUAUCCAGCGUUCGUUACAGACUCGCAGAGCGGACGAUGUGAACGUGACUGCUGUGAUUUUUUUUUUUUUUUUUUUUUUUUUUACAUGCAUGGCUGCCCAAAAGUCUGAGACUCACGAGACAGGCCGAGCAGCGGACUGAGUGUUCAUCUUGGAAAACAAGCAAACAGACGGCGGUGAAAUGUUCAAUAUUUACAACUCACAGAGAUGCCAGCUCUUCCCAGAAGUUCAAUAACAAGUAAAUGGGUUCAACGUUCAAGUGAGCUCAGCCAAAUGGAUGCCAUGCAUCUUCACGUAUUACUGUAUAAAAGUAAAAUAUAUUUAUUUCUGAUAAAUUAUUUAUUUAUUAUAGCUUCGUAUGAGAGCUGUUUUAUUCCACUCUGUACCGUAGAUGUAUAUCUAUUUAUUGCCCAAAAGUCGCAUUUCAUAUUAUUCCCGCUCCCGCCGUACACAAUGUACAUACUGUACUUCAUAAAGGUGCUGAAUCUCUUUUCCAGAGUAAUCCCGAGUCAGACUGCGAGUAUGGCAGAUGCGCAAGGCUGGUUUUGUUGGAGUGAAAACAACAACAACGACCGUGAUAAAAAUCUUCACGGCAAACUGACGUGCAGUCCGAUGACAUUGUGUGCAUAAUAAAUAGCCUCGCUUAAAAGUACCUCACACAA